Molecule: messenger RNA, 3585 nt
Organism: Linnemannia hyalina
Lineage: Eukaryota; Fungi; Mortierellomycota; Mortierellomycetes; Mortierellales; Mortierellaceae
Source: the annotation of a GenBank genome assembly
AUGCUCAAGUCUGUCACCGUCGCAUUCCUCCCCCUCAGGCACUGCCUCAUCAACCUCCCUGGCGCAUGGGCAAACGCGUUGCUGGACCAGGGCAAGCUCUCACAAAACGUCGUUCUGGAGUUAUCAUGGCAGGAAGGAUCCACCGAGAAAAAGUCGUAUGUGGGCUGGAGUGGUGGCGCGUCCAACUCUGGAGGUGCAGGUUCAGGAAACAAUGCGGGCGCCGUUGUACCGAGACCUGGUGGCGCUACUGGCGAUGUGAUCGAGAUGGAUCCUCAGUUCGGACAGGCUAUGGGACUCAGAGCUGGACAGAAGGUCAACAUUGAGUUUGUAAAGUCGGUUCAGGACGGCAUCUCUGUGAACGUUGCCCCAUACUCGGAGGAUGACUGGGAAAUUUUGGAAUUACACGCAGGAUAUGUCGAGGACCAAAUGCUGAACCAGAUCAGGAUCUUGUACCCUCACCAGGUCAUCACCAUGUGGGUCAACGGCCGCACCCUUGUCCGCCUGCGCGUUCUGGAUAUCAACCCGAACGCGCCUUGCGUCAAGUUGGGAGCAAAUGCCGAGGUCAUUGUGGCGCCAAUGGUCCGCAAAGCAAACGGAGGAGCAUCAAAAUCAUCCGACAACCAGGACCUGUCUACCAGCGUCCAAAAGUUGACCCAGGCACAGUGUUUGCGUGUGUUUGCGCUCGACGAGAUUUCAGAAGAGCUUGGACAGGAGAUUGCCGAAGAAGGCCCCUUCACAGUGCAGGUGCACCCUGACAGCUGGCUCGAGGCUGAUCUCACUCACCGCCCUGCUCUCCGUAUCUCAAAGGUCAUUGCACCCCAUGCAGAAAAAGUGACCGAUGAUGAGACAAGGGAUCCCGAGGACUUGUUGGUGGGAGCGUCGGCGAUCUUCGUCAAGGCUGUUCCCUCUCGUCAUGUCCCAGUUGGUCAUGUUGCCAUCUCCAAGCAGGUCCAGGACGCUCUCGAUGCUGAGAACUUUUCUAUCGUCAGAUUGGCAGAAACAAAUAUUCACGCGGUGCAGCUUCCAAGCAUCACACUUCGCCCUAUCUCGACUCCUGGAUCAGCACCUUCGGCACCUGCCCCUUUGAAGCUCCAACCCAAAUCUGCGAGCCACGAUUCUGACAAGGCAGCGAAGGCCACCAGCGUUAUUUCAUUGUUCAAGGAUUGGGUCAACACAUUGCCUGACAUGGACUCGACCAUUUUGAGCCACGGAUCGUUGCUGUCCAUUCCUCAUGAAGAUACCAUCCAAUCUUUUGCUGUCGUCUUCCCAGCAAAGUCGCUGCCAGCUGUACCCAGCCAACAGGAGGAAGGAAAGAGCCAGCCUGAACCCGAGACUUUCAGUAUCCUGACCAAGGCUCAACUCUCCCAGCUCAAGGUCGAAAUUGGCCAGCCCCAGGGAGUCAGUCAUAUCUACAAGAAGACUGCCACUCAUAUCGCUGACACUCCUGCAGCUUUGGGAGGUGUGACACAGGUGUUGACAAAGGGCGAAAAGUAUCUGUUGACCUGCCUUUCCAAGAUCGAGCUCCGCGACGCUUUCGCUGUUUCCAACCUUGGCGGAUUCCUCCUGUGCGGACCUCAUGGAUCUGGAAAGACUGUCGUCGCUCGGUCCCUUAUCCGCAAGUUAGCCCAAAACAGGGAAACCCUUGCUUACUGUGUGGAGAUCAACUGUGCGGAGUUUGCAGAGGACAGGCUACCAGUGCUGAUGACAAAGUUCCAGCAAUGGUUUGACACUGCUGCAUUCCACUCGCCCAGUAUUCUGUUCUUGGAGGAUCUGGACCGCUUGAUCCCUGCCGAGGUUGAGCAUGCCGACUCUUUCCGGUCAAGGCAGAUCGCCGAGGUCUUUUUGCAGAUUGCCACCAAGAUGUGCAAGAGGUUCGAUCAGAUCGCUAUUGUCGCGACUGCCCAGCAGCAGGUCUCUGUCCACCCUUCGCUGAUCACGUCACACUUGUUGAGCGAGAUUAUUCGUUUGAUGCCACCAGGAAAGACGGAGCGCAAGGAGAUGUUGAAGAGCUUGAUGGAAACAGGACCCGCCAUUUUGCAGAGAUCAUUGCCUCAGAUUGACCUCGUCUCGGUUGCUUCUAAGACGGAAGGUUACUUGGCCGCGGAUUUGAAGGCAUUCCUGGAGAGGACGGUGCAUGAGGGAGCUGUUCGUAACAUUGCUGCCCAAGUCGAGAGCCACAAAGCAGACAUUGCCUCUGCUUCCGCCUCGCCAUCACCUGAUAACCAGGCCAAUGGCAUUCCCAAUGGCAAGGCCAAGGCCAUUACUGCUGCUGUCGAGUCGAGCACUUCAUCCGAGGACGAGUUUUCGUUGACCCAGGCAGAUUUCCUCAAGGCGCAAGAGGGCUUUGUUCCCAGCAGUCUUCGUGGUGUCAAGCUUCAGAGUUCCGCGACCAGCUGGCUCGAUAUUGGAGGAUUGAAUGAAACCCGCAAGAUCUUGCUUGAAACCUUGGAGUGGCCCACCAAGUAUGCCGCCAUCUUUUCGCAGUGUCCACUUCGUCUCCGAUCUGGACUUUUGCUGUUUGGACACCCAGGAUGUGGAAAGACGUUGUUGGCGUCUGCGGUUGCCAAGGAGUGUGGACUGAACUUUAUCUCUGUCAAGGGACCCGAGUUGCUAAACAAGUACAUUGGUGCUUCUGAAAAGUCUGUCCGUGAUCUGUUUGAGCGUGCCCAGGCAGCCAAGCCCUGCGUUCUCUUCUUUGACGAGUUUGACAGUAUUGCGCCCAAGAGAGGACACGACAGCACUGGAGUAACGGAUCGUGUGGUCAACCAGAUGCUGACACAGAUGGAUGGUGCAGAGGGUCUGGACGGUGUCUACGUUCUUGCAGCAACUUCCCGCCCCGACUUGAUCGACCCCGCUUUGUUGCGUCCUGGUCGUCUGGACAAGUCACUGCUUUGCGGUAUGCCCAGCUUGGAGGAGCGCCAUGAAAUCUUGGCAUGCUUAGCUCGUAAGAUGGAGGUUGCGGAGGAUGUGGACCUUAAGGAGUGCGCUCGCCGGACAGAGGGUCUAACGGGUGCUGAUUUGCAGGCUGUCCUGUACAAUGCCCACUUGGAGGCGAUUCGUGUGGCGAUUGAGAAGGAUGAGGCGGUCAAAAAGGAGCGCUCUGCCGCAGGCACUGGCGCCUCUUCGCCUGUUCCUGGAGGACCGGCGACCACCAGUCGUGGUGAUAGCAAGAUGGCACGGUUUGUCAGCUUUGGAGGCAAGGGAGGAUUCGGCAGCACUGGCAAGACGACCCAAAAGGCCAACUUGACCCUCGCCGAGCGCGGCCACAUCUCUCAACGCUUAGGUCUGAUUGCAAAAGGAAUUGGAGCGGCAAGAGAGGCAGCAUCGGCAGCAGCAGGCGGAAGCGGUGGUGAUUCGACGGUGGAUGGUGAAUUGUCAGCGCAGGACAAGGCACCCAAGGGAUCGCGUCCAAUCAUUACAAACGAGUAUUUGGAGGUGUCUCUGAACAACACCCGGUCAUCGAUCACGCCCGAGGAGAGCAAGCGACUGGAUCUAAUCUAUAGAGAAUUCGUGGGGGAUCGCAACGGCGAGAUGUCGAACGGAACAGGAAGUCAUGAGCUCGGUCAGAGGACCACCCUCGCUUGA